AUGUCGGAAGUAAACCUUGACUGGGUCGAUGACCGCCAGCGACAGCGCCUGGAUGAGAUGCUGAUACUCGUUGAUGAGGACAACAAGGUUAUUGGCUCAGACACCAAGAGGAACUGCCACCUGAACGAGAACAUUGAGAAAGGUUUGGCUUUUUGUUCAUUUUCACCCGUCGGCUUUGAGAAUAAAAUGAGGGAAAAUUUCCCACGCCCCUUUCUAGGGUAUUUCACCGACUCCUGUUCCAGCCACCCCUUGUACGAGCCUGCGGAGCUGGAGGAGAAGGACGCGGUCGGGGUGCGCAGGGCGGCCCGCAGGCGGCUGCUGGCGGAGCUGGGCAUUCCCCCGGAGCAGAUCUCUGUGGAGGAUGUUGUGUUCAUGACAAUCUAUCAUCACAAGGCAAAAUCCGACCGCGUUUGGGGCGAACACGAGAUCUGCUAUCUCCUGCUGGUGCGGAAGGACGUGUGUGUGGCCCCCGACCCCAGCGAGACCAAAAGCUUCCAAUACCUGGCGCAGGAUCAGCUGCGCGAGCUGCUGGCGCGCGGGGCCCGCGGCGAGGUGCGGGUCACCCCCUGGCUGAGGACCAUCGCGGAGAGGUUCCUGUACAAUUGGUGGCCGCACCUGGACGACGUGGCCCGGCUGGUGGACCGCCACACAAUACACAGGGUGGUGGGGGCUCCUGCGAUCCGCACUUAGCCACGUGCCUCUACAAGCUCGGAUCAC
This is a messenger RNA of Otolemur garnettii (small-eared galago), 717 nucleotides long. It is a transcript of the gene IDI2, whose product is annotated as isopentenyl-diphosphate delta isomerase 2. Gene Ontology annotation, molecular function: isopentenyl-diphosphate delta-isomerase activity. The record is from RefSeq and is a predicted model, not a curated record. NCBI's taxonomy places the organism in Eukaryota, Metazoa, Chordata, Mammalia, Primates, Galagidae. The coding region runs from base 1 to 690 and encodes 229 amino acids. Gene Ontology annotation, biological process: isoprenoid biosynthetic process; isopentenyl diphosphate biosynthetic process. The transcript has 4 exons. Gene Ontology annotation, cellular component: cytoplasm.